GCGCGAGGCCCCCACGACACCCCGUCCCGUCCCGUCCCGUCCCGUCGCGUCGCCCCCGAGUCCACACCCCCGUUCCAGCCGCGCACCAACUCCUCUCCCUCCGCGCUGCCAGCCAGCCCAGCCCGGCGCCAUCACUGGGUGGGUGGGUGGUUGCCUGCCUCCGCCUCCGCCUCCCCCACUCCACCGCGCCCGCGGCGAUGGCGCCCGCGCCCCCGCGCUGCUGACCAGACCGCCGCCCCGCUCGGCUUCCCCGUCGCCGCCCGCGCCGCGGUUGGUUGGUGGGUGGGUGGGUGGGUGGCUGCCUGCGGCGCGCGAGCGUUCGAUCCCGGGCAGGAUCUCGGCGGCGCGGAUCUCAUGGAGGAGGACGGCUCCUCUGCCGCUGCCGCCGCCGCCGCCGCGGUGGAGAAUGGAGCGCGGGUGGAGGCGGAGGCGGAGGCGGAGGGAUGCGUCGUCGUGAAGCCGGACGCGGAGGCGGAGCCCGCCGGCGAUGGGGGCGAUCUCGCGGCGGUGGAGGGCGGAUCUGAGGCCGCCAGCCCGGCGGUACCGCCGGCUGGGGCGGCGGCGGCGAAGGCGCCGGGCAAGAAGGCUGGAUCCGGGGACGCCGCCGGGGCGCGGAAGGGGAAGCUGCCCAACGGCAGGGCGCCCGCCGCCGCGGCCAAGGGGAAGCGGCCCGGGGUCCUGUCGCAGAGCGCCUCGUUCCCGGCGCGGGGGCCGAAGGCCUCGGCCGCGGCUGUGGCUGCAGCGCCCAAGCAGGCUGCAGCCAAGGCGGCAGUGGCCAACGGAUCAGGAUCGGCGGCGGCAUCAGGACGGGUGGCGGCGGACAAGAAGCCGAAGGCGGAUCCUAAGCAGGCGCCUGUUGCUCGCCAGUCGAUGCCUGCCAAGUCUGGAUCAGUGGAUGCGGCUGCGCCAAACGAUGCAACUCCCGCAGUUCAAGAGUCACAUGAGAACGCCGCCAAACCAUUGAAACAAGCGCAGCCAGGGAAAACAGAAGAUGAUGUGCGCUCCACCACAUCAAGUACGAAUACUCCCCGUGCAGCAGCUCGCAAGAGUGCUGCUGCUGGCUUUAGUUUCAGAUUGGAGCAGCGUGCUGAGAAGCGAAAGGAGUUCUUCCAAAAGCUUGAAGAGAAAAUCCAUGCAAAGGAGCUUGAACAAACAAAUUUGCAGGAAAAAUCCAAGGAGAGCCAAGAGGCUGAGAUCAAACUUCUGAGGAAGAGCCUGACAUUUAAAGCGACACCUAUGCCAAGCUUUUACAAAGAGCAGCCACCCAAAGUUGAGCUGAAAAAGAUUCCCCCAACACGUGCUAGAUCACCAAAGCUUGGGCGGCACAAGCCAACUACUUCUACUACUGCUGCUUCUGCAGAUGGUUCUGUAUGUGAGAGCCCAAGGAGCACAGUGAAUUCUGGCAAGGUAAAUGAAGUUGCAGAAAACAACAAACCUCGGGCUCCUGCAAGAAAACCUGUCCAGAGAUCAGUCACGAAAACUACGUCCCAAGUGUCUGGAACUGCUAAAGCUGACCCAAGGCCUGUGGUUACAAAGCUGAAAACCUUAAACUCGAAACCUAAGGUUUCAAGGGCAAAGGCUGCGCAAGUACAAGACAACCCAGUUGAAGUUCCCCCUUCAGAACCUUCUGCUCCAGAAGAGCUCACCGUCGAACAUGGUGUUGCAGAAGCAACAGGACCUGAUCUGGCAGCCCCAUUUGUCGCUUCGAAUGAAGUCCCAGUCCAUGGUUGAUCUGCGCCAUUUUGCCUAUUCAUUUCCUUCUUGCAGUUCUGUGAAUAGCGAGGGUGUGUGCUUCAUUGAAAGUUGAAUCUCUCAAAAUUGUCGGGUCAUGGGGUUAUCGUUUCCUGAGUAGACAUCCAUUUUUUUCAGCUUGUCAUUGAGCAUGCCAUGUAUAUUGCUUUGAUAUUUUGCCCACUUUACAUUUCCCAGUCUUGUGUAUAUUGGAUUUGUAUGUCGUUAGACAUCCUAGGAUUAUUGCAAUACAUUAAUGCAACUUUGUGGAUUAUUUUUGUGGUAUAAGGUCCUGUUACUUGAA
Messenger RNA from Panicum virgatum (switchgrass), 2035 nucleotides. RefSeq names its product protein WVD2-like 4. The record is from RefSeq and is a predicted model, not a curated record. The transcript is spliced from 9 exons. Lineage: Eukaryota; Viridiplantae; Streptophyta; Magnoliopsida; Poales; Poaceae. Gene Ontology annotation, molecular function: microtubule binding. Bases 355 to 1731 code for a protein of 458 amino acids.